Messenger RNA from Python bivittatus (Burmese python), 1318 nucleotides. Its product is annotated as complement factor H-related protein 2-like. Gene Ontology annotation, biological process: complement activation. Lineage: Eukaryota; Metazoa; Chordata; Lepidosauria; Squamata; Pythonidae. Gene Ontology annotation, molecular function: complement component C3b binding. The record is from RefSeq and is a predicted model, not a curated record.
UUUCCACAAUCCUUUAUUUUGGCAAAUUCUGAAUAACAUUUGUCUGGGGUAAGUAUAUAGGUUAAUACUUUAUAAUGCAGGUUUCCAUCAGAGAGAGACGUAUUGUGGACUUUGCUUUAUGAAUAAGUAAAUAAUCAGUUUUGUGGAACUACAAGUGAAAAACCUUCCCAAGGACAGUCUCUGGUGUCAGUGGUUAAAAGUCCCAACUGUACAGUGCAGAUACAGACAAUCUGAAAUACAGACAUGAGUUGUUUUGGCUGUAUGAUUUUUGGCCUACUAUGGAUAUGCUGUGCUCUCCAGAAGGUAUCCCAGCAGAGGCAAGUUGCAUAUGAGGACUUGGUCAAUCUACUUACUGAACCAGAGAUUCCAGCAAGUUGUGGUCCUCCACCUGUUAUUGGUAAUGCAUUGCUUCUAGCCAACCAAAGACAGGAAUUCUUAUCAGGUGAAACUGUGAUAUAUCAGUGCUACAGGCUGUAUGAAAUGGAGGGCACUCCAGUUGCAAGGUGUAAGAAUGGUCAUUGGAGAGGUGUGCCAAGAUGUGUUCAAACCUGUAGAGCUGAUAAAGCUGAUAUGGACCACAACAAUAUUCAACUGAGAUGGAUAACUAAGUCAACCUCCAUGACAGCGUCAGAUUAUUGGAUGGAGUUUGAGUGUAAAAUGGGAUUUCAUAAGCACCCAUUUUCAUCACCAUUUAUGAAACAAUGUGUAAAGGGACCAUGGGUGUACCCUAGAUGUGUUUAAUAGUGUGAGUAUUUCCUAGUUCAGCUAUAGAAAAUUCACACGUACUCAAAAGGUUAAUAACCUUAUCCUUGUAUGAUGGUGUGUAACUGCCUGAAUGUUUUAAAAAUCAGAAAGAAAAAAUGAUGUGGCAAAUUGUGAUGAUCCUUACCCUACCUGCUGCCAUCUCCUGCUAUUGGUGAUAAUUUGUGGGCUCUCUGGGCUUUGGAGAUCUCAGAGUUGAAACUUAAGUGACCUACAUUAGGAACUAACAGUCUUCCUUUCUUUAUCCUCUUCUCAGAAGCACAAUUACUGUUCAUGUCUCCUAUCUAAUCAGAGCUCCCCACACCUUCUUGAUAACUAAUGAUUUAUGGACCUGGAAUGACUUAAGAAGUUGUGUCCCAUCUGGAAGUCCCAUCUGAGGGAGGGAUCACAAUACAUCACUCUACCAAUCCACUUUUCCACUGUAGACUACUGUAAACUUACUUUAGAAUCCUAGAAUUGUGCAUAGGUCUGCAGUUCCCAAACUGAAAUGAAAACUGAAUGAUGAAAACUCCUUAAUCUCACAACACAUGGACAGACUGAACCAUAGUUUCAACUG